This is a messenger RNA of Symbiodinium sp. CCMP2456, 983 nucleotides long. The record is from the annotation of a GenBank genome assembly. NCBI's taxonomy places the organism in Eukaryota, Dinophyceae, Suessiales, Symbiodiniaceae.
GAGUGUGCCGACCGUGAAAUCGCCCGUGAUUUCCAGCUGGCUAAAUGGCAGAACGAGCACCGAAAGGUGGAAUGGUUCAACGAUCUGGCAGAGGAAGUCCAGGACUGGCUCGAGGCGACACCAGAUGUGGACGUUGCAAGUCCUGGCCCCACCAUAAAGGCUGGCAAGAUCCUGUCCGCGGUUGCCAAGGUGGCCCGAGGAAUCAUAAAGGUCAACAACAACCAGCGGCUUAUCGGAAGGAACAGCCGUUUCGUGGCCGCCGACAACGAGGACUGCAACUCCGUUCAGCACGGCCUGGCGCGGACCUUUUGCGACCUCCACUGUGUUCGGGACGCCGUGAAGAAAGGCGACGCAGCGAUCCUCACGAGCCUGGAAGAGGGCGUUUCGGUUCUUCAGCGGGAGAUGCGCAACCUCUUCCAGGCAUACUUCCCGGACAGCUCUCAGUCGGCCAGCCUUUUGGCAGCCUCGCAGCACGAAGACUUCCAGCAGAUGCGUGCCGGGCUGGCCACGGACGUCCGUGAGAUGCGACAACUCCUCCAGCGGAACCUGCACCCCACGGCAAAGAUCGCCUCUCAGCGUGCUCUCCGGGCGUUCCAAUCCGCUGUCCAGGGAACGAGAGAGGUCGGCCAAGAACUCGGCAACAUUUCCGGGAUGCAGUUCCUCGCCGAAGAAACGGGGCGGCUGAAGGCGACACUCAAGGCAUCUGCGCGGACUCAUACGUCCUACGCGGUCACAGUGGAGCGGAGGACUGCGGCGUUCGUAGUGAGCAUGAACAAGGUCUUGCGUGCAAAGACACGAACAUUGGGAAUCUACCGCGCGGCUGCCUCGAAGAGCAGGCUGCGGCAGUCCAUUCUUUCCGAAGGCUUGCAGGACGACCUGCGCGAGCUGUCCUUCGUUGCAACGUUGAGAGCACUGGACGCCUCAUGGUGGGACUUGCGCAAAGAGCUGGACCGGUACUUGGACACCUAUGACGAGUACCUGAG